This is a messenger RNA of Pecten maximus, 8142 nucleotides long. RefSeq names its product hemicentin-1-like. The record is from RefSeq and is a predicted model, not a curated record. Gene Ontology annotation, molecular function: protein binding. NCBI's taxonomy places the organism in Eukaryota, Metazoa, Mollusca, Bivalvia, Pectinida, Pectinidae. Gene Ontology annotation, biological process: cell-cell adhesion.
GAUAGCGAUGUUUACUUCACAUCGUCUGCAUUAAAUUUUCAACGUCUCAUCGAUUUUUGCUUCCUUACUUCGCUAAGUCACGGAAAUCAUGCAUUCUUAGGGAAGAAGUUCCGUUCGGUGUAGGAUAGGAUCUUCCGAGUUCGGCUUGGUAUAGGGCCAUGCUAAUUAUCGUUUGGCGCGGAUGAAUAACAUCAACGAUGAAAAUAUAUGAAACGAACUGUUUUCAUGCUUUUAUCCCUGUAUGAAGUUGUUGGAUACAUCGUGACUGACAGUUUCACCAGCUGGCAUUACUUACAUUGGAGAUGUAACAUAAACGAGCUGUCAAGGAAGUAAGAUAACCGAUAUUGAGAGAGGGGUCACUGCUGUCACUAUGGACAAGGUACUAUUACUGUUGACAUUUGUUAUCGCAAGUCAAGUUUCUGCAGAAAUUGUUUUCACAGUUUUACCAUCCAGUAAAGCAGUCGUGUUCGGAAAUGACUUGACUCUGGACUGUGAUGCACAUGAUACAGCUGAUCCAACAAAGAAGCUGGCUUUCUAUUGGUUUUUUAACUCUGUAUCUAGUCCCCCGGGGUCUUCCAUCUUUACAAAUCACUCCCUGCUGGUUCAGGACUUGAGUGAAACACAAAUUGGAAACUAUACCUGUGGAGUGAUGUCUGAUGAUUUGAAAACUGUUCUGGCAAUCUCUCCCCCAGCGGUCAUCAUUCAUGCUUUCAUCCGGACGUUUCUUACGAAUCCAACAUCCCUGAGUGUGACAGAAGGGGAAGUUAUUGAGCUGGAGUGUGUCACAGGUGAAAGUGCCCCUGCUCCUAUUGUCACAUGGGAGAAGAAUGGCAGACAGUUCUUUGAAGGCGAUCAGUUCACGUCAGUGUUUGGGAUGUCGAGUAUCCCCGGAGUUAUCUCCCAGUAUGCCAUGAAGCUUGUGAUCCAGACAACAUCAUAUGACUCCGGAGAGUACAACUGUGUGGCUCGGAAUACAGCUCUGGGUGUGGAGGUCAGGUCCCUGAAGGUCAACCUACUUGUAGAAGCCCUAGAGAAAGCACCAUAUGUAGACAGCUCGCUGUAUGUACAGACUGUCAUAGCCCCUCGGGACCAGCCCCUUCAGUUGGUCUGUCCAGUUAGGGGCUACCCCAUCCCACACAUCACUUGGGAGUACAAUGGAGCCCCUUUUAUCAGCACCGACUAUUCCCAACUAUUUCCCAAUGGCAGUAUAUUCAUUGUGAACCUCGAGGAGAAAAACGAUGGGCCGUACAUGUGUGAAGGAGUCAAUUAUUUAGGGAGUGUGAAGUCAGGCAUGAUCAAUGUCAGAACGGCCUUUAUUGGUUUGGAGUUUGUGAGCGAGCCAUACCGAGUAUUCACCAUCGCGGGCCAGUCUCAAACCUUGCCUUGUAGUCCACCACGGAGCUAUCCACUUGCUACAGUCAGCUGGUAUAAAAACAACAAGCCAGUUGUUUAUCGGACAGGACAACAGGCAUUGUUUAUUGUUGACCCAGCCAAUAAUGUUUGGGAUCUCUUCUUCGCUGAAGUCCAGAAACCAGAUGAGGGAGAGUACUUCUGUGUGGCAUCUAAUAACUACUCGGUACCAACAACGAGGACAUCCAGUACAGCCGUGAUGAGUGUGGGAGGUGCUCCAAUCUUCCUUCAGCCUCCAAUUGGUGUUACAGCCAUUAAAGGAGAGGGUGUUGCCCUGACUUGUAUGGUUAAUGGUGACCCCUUCCCCGAGAUCCGCUGGCUACAAGACCGCAUCGAUGUUGUCCCAAACAGCCAGGUCACUUUUACACGUAAUUACCAGGAGAUGCACAUAGCAGAUAUCAACAAGGCCUUUGAAGGCACAUACACCUGUCGGGCCAGUAACAGCUACGGAGUCAGGGAGACUGAUGCCUAUGUCAGAGUCUUAGUUCCAGUUGUAAUUGUCAAUCCAGUGGCUAACAUUACAGCCAAGGCAGCGUCAGAGGUCAAGGUAUCCUGUGGUGUUUAUGGUGACCCCAAACCUACUGUGGUUUGGUACAAAGACUCCAUCCUGCUGACACCUAGUGAGCGUUUUUCACCAGUGGAUGAUGGCCUCAUCAUUCAUGAUGUUCAGAUUGCUGAUGCUGGAUUUUAUGGUUGCCAGGCAACCAAUGAGGCUGGAGAGGCUUCAUCACAGGCAGAGCUCAUUGUUUUAGCGACUCCAUUCUUCAUCCAGAUCCCUGAGGACCAGGUGGUUUUGGCUGGCCAAGGCUUUAAUCUGACCUGUGAAGUUGAUGGAAACCCUAAGCCUUCUGUAGACUGGCUCUUUAAUGGAACCAAUUUGUUUCCGCCGGGAAUAUUUGUGUCUCUGGAUAAGCGCCAUCUUCAGGUGACGGAUACUUCAUGGCUACAUGUGGGUAAAUACACAUGUGUUGCAGCCAGUAUGGAAGGUGCCAUCAGUUCCACGGCCAUCAUAGCUCUACAUGUUCCACCACGGGUAUACAGGAUCGUUGGUAACGCCAUUGUGUAUGUCACCAAGGACCUAGAACUGACUUGUCUGGUAGAUGGCGUCCCUGCUCCCAACAUCAACUGGAAACACGACGGUCACCAGGUCGGACCUUCGUUUGAUGGCCGUGUGUCCUUUCCGGAGAGACACAGACUGUUGGUCAAGGUCACGGGGCCCUCUGAUGCAGGAGAGUACAAAUGUGUGGCAGACAACUUAGCUGGCAGGUCAGAGAUGGCUAUUGAUGUUUUUGUUAUCGAGCCUCCCAUCCCUCCCCAGGUGAUGGACCCUACCCCGAUAUCCUCCUCUGCCAUACAAGUGACAUGGAGACCGGUCACACAGAAAUCUCAUACGAUUGUGUCACAAUAUGUCCUUUACUACAAAGAAAAGUUAGACCUAGACUAUACCAGGCACCCUGCAGUUAUCCUGGGGACAGAGACAGCCUUUCUAGUGCAGUACCUCACCCCAGGGGCUGAGUACUUCUUCACCAUAUCGGCCGUCAAUACUGCUGGAGAGGGGGGCCGCAGCAACGUCAAGAUUGCAAAGACCUUUGACUCAGGUCCAUCAGCUCCUAGGAAUCUCCAUGUAACAGAUGUGGGUCCUUCUCAGGUUGAGCUAGUUUGGGAAAUUCCAGCUCAGACCAAUGGAGAGAUCAGAAAAUACAGGAUCUGGUACAGACAUAGGGCUGGAGGACUUAGUCCCAAGACUGUAGAAUUCUUUAUUAACGGACUUGUAGUUGCCCCGACCUACACUGUCAUGAACCUUGACCCCUACACUGACUACGAGUUUCUCUGUCCAAGGACCACCAUUGAGAAUGGUGUGGAGCUAUGGGGAAACCUGUCCACGACAAUAGAUACAAAGACAGGUGUCACAGCCCCAAGUGGCAGUCCUGUGGACCUAAUGGUGAUCGCUCUCUCGCCCUAUGUUGUGCAGGUCACCUGGAAUCCUGUUCCAUUGCCACUACAACGGGGCCCUAUCACAAAAUACCAUGUCCGCUAUCGACCUGCUGCUACCUUCACCUUCCUGUCAGAUAUCGUAGUCAACAGUGCCGAUUUAAAGGUCAAUAUCACCGGGCUGUUACCAUGGAGCUGGUACUCUUUUCUUGUAGAGGCGGAAAAUGCCGGAGGUGUGGGUCCCCCUUCAAGUGAGAUUGUUGUUCGGACCAAACAAGCUGCACCUUCUGGGAAACCACUGAAUCUCAUGGUUGAAGCCGUUUCUAUGGAUACAAUCAAGGUGAUGUUUAGUCUGCCGGACCCUGCUACAUGGAAUAGUGAACUUACUGGGUUUUUAGUGGAGUAUGGUAAAUACAGGGACAGUGAGGACACCUCUGAGACCAUCAACACGUACAGCCUGGACACUCUCAGCCUUAAUAUCAGUAACUUGGAGGUGUGGACCCAGUACCAGGUGAGAGUAGCUCUGAUUUCCGGUCCAUACAACACCUUACAGGGGCCAUUCACAGACUGGAUUAUUGUCAAGACCAAGGAAGCAGUGGCAGGAGCAGUGACAAAUAUUCGCUUUACAACAACACCAACCAGUAUCACCAUAAACUGGGACCCUCCUUCACAAUUAAAUGGAAUCAUCCAAGGCUAUGUGGUGGAGUACUACAUCUUGUCUAGUGAGGGAGGAACAGGUGUCAGUACAGCACAAGGAAAUGGGAAAGAUAAUACUACAGCCGGUGAUGACAUCAGUGUAAACAAUGAUGUAUCAGAGCAGACAAUGGUUAGAAGGAGCGUUGACAUCAAAGAGUUAUUGCCUCAAUUCAGAUCGGGUCAAGGUCGCAGUGACCAUUUUGCUAAAGUAAGCAAGAACUUGAUUCCUCUGGAAGAUUUUGUUAGUUUUCUCGCAGAAAUGAAACCACAACUUUUAUCUGAACAAAAUAUCCCCAAUGGUUUUAUCAGUAGGAUCGACUUUAAAGGUAAAAAAUCAUUUAAAAGAAAUUUAAAGUCAGAUGCAGUUGAAAUUUUAAACAUUGAUGGAAAAAAAUAUAUGAAACUGGAAAAGAGAAGUUUAAAAGAAGCAACAUCAUUAAAGUUACCUCACCACUUGGUGAAGCGAAAUGUUGACCAGUCCAGCUGGGAGAGUGACCUUCCAGAUUGGGUGACGACUACUGACCUCGAUAAGCUGAAGACCAUGUGCAGUAUUCUGAUCAGGACAAAUCCGACAGCCCUUCGACUCCUGGAUACAAUAGUACUGAACGUGAGUAGAGCCUCCAAUCGAGGGGAUCACACUGCAGCACUUCUGUCGGAAAUCUUGGCUGCUUGGUCAGUGAGACUGGACGAUGAUCAGCUUGUGUUUAAUACCAGUACAAACCUGAUGUCACUUCAGGAAGAGGUCCAGGCUUGGCUGCUACAGGGAAAUGUGUCCAUGUGGAGUCUGUGCUACAAGUUACAGGACCAAGGUGGUGCCAUUUCAUUGACAUCGUUGACAACUACCAAAACCUCGACAAUACUUCUUGACUUGCUGCCCUCAUCUACAUAUUCCAUCACUGUCUCUGCGUACGGAGAAGCAGGCAGGGGAGAUAACCACACUGUUAACAUUACAACAGAUAAGUUGCCUCCACCUCCGCCACCGCCAUCGACUCCCUCUCCUACCACCCCUUCUCCACCCCCACCCUCAACAACAAUCGCCCUUCAGUCGACAGGGGCAGACAACUCUGAUGAGUUCCUGGCAGCAGUUAUAGGGGGCAGUCUGGCUGGUGUGUUCCUCGUUACCAUGGUAUUUGUACUGGGUAUUUGUCUGUGUGUAAAAUGGAGGACCACUUCAGGAACCAUUGGUAGAAGCAAAACUCCAGAACCAAUCAUUCUUGAUAAUGAUUCAAGGGCAAGUUCUUCAAGAAGUGAAUCAGGGACAUCUUCUGUGGUUGAGGAAAAUAUUCAGUAUGGUCAGGUGGACAUUAAUAUUGACAACAUUCAAUUUGAUGGAGCGAGCACAAUGAGGUCACGGUCAGUUCCAGAAGGCUAUGGUAGUUUGAAGGGAGCUAGUAAUAUGACAUUACAAGUACCAAGUCUGGCGAGGAGUGCACACUCAGUCACAGGAGUACAGAACCCUGUGUUUUUGGGAGAUCAGCAUCACCAUGGUUACCAGGAUGAAGAUCAAGAAUCCAUGGCUGUGUCCAUAGCACUCUCAGCAGAAGAAGUUUACUCCCAGGCUAGCAACACAUUGAAAAGAAAGAACCGCAUGAGAAGUGAAUCAGCGGCAGCCAUUGCUGUGAUGAGGACAAGUGCCAUCCCCGACAUUGGAGCACUUCAUGGAAACGACACAGACAAUCUCAUCAAAAAUGAUUCCGUAGUAGUGUACACUGAAAGAACAGCUCUGUGAACUUCAAGUCAUAUAUUCUUAAAGUGGAGGAAUUUUGUCUCAGGAAUCUCAAGAAGAGAAGCACCAAUUUACUUCUGAGUGAGGUUUGAUUUAGGCCUAGAAUAUUUAAUGUGUAUUUUAGAAUGUUCUAGGGUCUGACAGUAUAUGGACAAGGUUUAUAGGUGAAUAAAAUGUCAGAAAAGAUGCUUAAAAGCUGGAAGAAUUCAGAUUUAUCUAUCCAAAGAUGGAAAGGAAAAUUCUUUGUAUUCCUUCGUUAUUUUAGCAGGAAUGUGUCAGUUGGCAUCUCCUAGAAUUCCAAGGUAGAAGAAAGAAAGGAUAAGAUAGUGUAUUCUGUUUCAGACAGAUUGUGAGCAUUGAUUUCGUAAUCUUUGAUGCCUGGUAUAGAAAAAAGAAAAUUCCAUUUCAUUCAUUAACUGAAAGAUUAAUUUCAGUGUUACAAUUAUAAUGAUAUGUAUAGAGAUUUGGAUGGCAGGUGUGAAGUGAUCAGGACUGCCCUGUGAUAGAGCUAUUUGUUUAUGGCCAUGUAUGUAUGAUGUUAUUAACAGGUUUUCUCUCCAUUGAGUGGACACAUCAGUAAGACUGACACAAUAGCAGCAAAAUUCCAAUUGGAUUUUGUCAUGAAUUUUAAAGAAUAAUAUAAUACAUUACAAUAAUUGUUUUUAUACCAAAUUUUAUUGUAAGUUAUUGUUCAUGUUUUAUUGAAAAGCAUAGUAGAUAGACAGUAUGAGCCCAUAUUAUACUUGCUUUAAACAUAGUUAUUAAAGGUUUAUGAUUUUAUACAGAUAUAUUGAUUUAACCUGGCCUGUCUUUAUUCACAUCUUAAUCGUUCACAUUAAAAGCUGAUCUUUUUUUUAGCUAUGAGCAAAAUCAAAUUCAUAAAUAAAUUAUAUUUAUUGUAAUUAUUACAUUUACAUUCCUUAAUAAGUCUUGAUGUGUUUACUUACUGUUCAGGUACACUCAAUGUACAUUCCUGUCAUUAAGAGUGGUUGUGUUAUAUACUGCAUAGAUGUAAAGAUAUGUAGCUGCGCCAUUAGGAAGUUACUGGUGUCAAACUCCAGUUGUUCAUACAAUGGUGUUGUUUAUCUGUGAAUUUUAGGUACAUUUAUUUAGCAGCAUGAUUUACAUGGAAUCUGGUGCUUGUUGGUUCUUAUUUUACUGAGCCAGAUUUUUAACCUCAAUGGCUAGUUGUAUAAAUAUGUAGCUCCCUUGCAUAUUUAGGGAAGUAGCAGUGUGAUAAACUGAUUCCUGGCAUACUUGUGAAUUUAGUGCAAUAUUUGUAGGAUAAUUUACCAACAUACAAUGUAUCAGAACAUUUCAUGUUUAAUAUAUCAUUCCCUAUAGAGAAAUUAUGAUUAUAUUUCAACUGAAUAUCAUUUCGUUGAUCGUUUUCAGUUGAUUAAAAUCAGAAAAGUUUGUUACAAUUAGAAUUGUUAUUAUAUAAGAAAUGUCAUGAACAAAAAAAUCAAAUGAAAUUGAAAUUAGAGGAUGUCAAUGUUUCGUUGGUGUAUGUUGCUUUACUAGCCAAGACAUUUAUUUACAGAUGACCAUUAAAUGAUUCAUUUAUAAAUAAAUAUAGAUAUAUGAUUAUGAGGUAUGAUAUAGAUUUUGUAAUAUGAAGAAAUUAUUUAUAAAAAAAAUAAUUUAAAUUAAUUGUCUUUAAAUUAAUACAAAAUGUAAUUUUACAGUAUACCUUUAAUAUUCUCACUAUAACUACCAGAUGUCAUUUGAAAUAUUUGUUAAGCAUUCAACUUGGGAAACUAACCCCAGUCUCUAAUGCAAUACAAAUAGUGUGACUUAUGACUCAAUGUCAAAAUAUAGAAAACAUACAAUAAUUAUUAUAGCUUUGACAAUAUCAUUAAUUAUUAUAGAAGAAAAACUAAGUAUGAUACAAGACACCAUUAAUGAUACUAUUACAUACAAAUUGACAUUAACCAUAUAUAGAAGAGAGGAAUGGAAUGUUACAGUUGUAUGUUUUCUCAGCACAAUUUUGUUGUGACACAAAAGUAAAUUCCAUAUCACUUCCUCCUCAAAAUCCAUUAUGUUGUAAUUUAAAACUUGCACGUGUAUAUUGUACUGAUGGCUAGUACAUUACAUAAAUCUUACUUAUUAGCUCACCGGUUACGAGUAACCGAGAGCUAAUGCUGUCACCCCGGCGUCCGCGUCGGCGUCCCACCCCAAAACUUUAAAGUUUUUGGAGUAAGUUUUUUGAAAGCUUGUAAGUCCAAAAGUAUACACCUCAAGCCCUUCUAAAAUGGUUUAUACAUUCAUUAGAUGUCUAGGAAUGAUGUUAUGGCAAUAUCACGCAGAAAAAAAUCACGAUUUUUUCACAUUUUUCCAUUUUGUGGACUUAACUUUUUUUGCACCAAACCUCACUU